This is a messenger RNA of Onychostoma macrolepis, 3036 nucleotides long. It is a transcript of the gene nkain2, whose product is annotated as sodium/potassium transporting ATPase interacting 2. NCBI's taxonomy places the organism in Eukaryota, Metazoa, Chordata, Actinopteri, Cypriniformes, Cyprinidae. The coding region runs from base 1370 to 1996 and encodes 208 amino acids. The transcript has 7 exons. Gene Ontology annotation, biological process: regulation of sodium ion transport. The record is from RefSeq and is a predicted model, not a curated record.
UUCAGUUAGCCUAUCGACUUUACUAAAAGUAACCUCGGAAGCCUUUGGUUUUAUUAAAAUUACUUUUAAUAGUGUCGCAGUGUUUGUCUUGUUGCCAGGCUCGUUAAUUCGUAGUGGAUUUUUUCUUAGCGGAAGCUAAUAUAAAGUUAUUUUGACUUGAAUAAUUUUUUAUGUUUACCUUUUAUUAUAAUUAGGCUAUUAUUGUUGUUGUGUUUGACCAUGUAGGCUAAUACGCGGGAUAAUAGCUACAGUAAGUUCGUUAUCGCGAAAUAAAUCCCUCCAUAAGCAGCCAAAACGAUAGGCCUACUGUACAAAAAGUCUCUUCAAAAGAACCUUUCAAGUAGGCUACACUAAUGGAAUCUUACGAAACGAAUUGUUAUAUUGCUAACAAGAACAUUUCUUUUCAUUGUAGACUUUGAAACCCGAGGGCGCCGUUUAAAUUCAGACCUGGAAUUUCCUGAGGGCGAAUGAAGCAAUUACAGCCCGUUAUAUAUCUGCAUCUUGCCCAUUGACCCCCGACACCACACAGUCAUUAUUUCCAUAUCGUGUUGCUCUCACGCCCACUGAGAGAGGGAGCAGAGAGCUCAUCCGGCGCAUUGGGGGACGUCCAGGUCCUCAUCUGCGCUCUGUACAGCAUCAGCACCAGCCGCUGCGUGAGAAACAAACCGAGUCGCAUCCCCGCUGAGAGCAGCACCGCGUGCGCUUCAUUCAAUCUGGAGCGUCAGAUGGUGCAAGAUGCACCGCUUCUUUGUCCUCCUCUACACCCGGACUGUGCAAGUUAACGCUGGAAGGGACCAAUAGCCUAGUAGUUGAGGGACCCGUUUCAGCUGCACUGAAAGGUUCCUACAGGACGAGCGCUUGGAUUAUUGUCCUCGUAUCACCAUUCCCGUGGAUUUCCUGCUGGACAGCUAAACACGCGCACCGCGGCUUCCAGAGAAAUAAAGCGAAUCGUUUCUGUUUAAAAUGUGUUAAUUCGGUUUCUUUCUCGCGAGGGAGGAGCAAUGAGAGCGUAAACAACACUGGGUGGCUUUGUUUCUGAGACACGGACCCGUGGAAGAUCGCACUGACAUGUCUUUCAGAGCCGGAUUUGGAGCUACCGUUAUUUCUCCACUAACUUAGAGAAGUGCUGUUCGUAUCUCUUUGACUUUGCAUUAGAGCUCAAUUUCACUUUUCUAACAAACACAUGCAGUUUUCUUCAUAUCUUCUUCAUACAUGGUGGAGCGCUUGGGAUGCUUUCAUCGGAAGGGCGUAUUUGAUUCGCGUCUAUCUCCUUUGGAGUGAAGAAAGACCCCUUUAAACCCGUUGCCUCGGCGUUAUCUUGUGGAGUUACAGCGACCCACGUGGAAACACGGACUCGAAGGAGGACAAGAUGGGCUGUUGCAGUGGUAGAUGCACGCUGGCAUUUAUAUGUGGCAUGCAAUUGAUCAGCAUUCUGGAGAGACAGAUAUUUGAUUUCCUUGGAUACCAGUGGGCUCCGAUCCUCACAAACUUCAUCCAUAUCAUCACAGUGAUUCUAGGCCUCUUUGGGACAGUACAGUUCAGACCGCGAUAUGUGACCGGGUAUGCAGUCUGGUUGGUGCUGUGGGUCGCCUGGAACGUCUUCAUCAUCUGUUUCUAUUUGGAAGUGGGUGACCUUUCAAAGGACACAGACCUGAUUAUGACCUUCAACAUCUCCAUGCAUCGCUCCUGGUGGAUGGAGAACGGCCCGGGGUGCAGGGUGACCCCCGUGACCCCUCCUCCUUCCUGGGCCCCGGAGGACCACCGCUACAUCAGCAUCGCCGGCUGUCUGCUGGAGUACCAGUAUGUGGAGGUGGCCCACAGUUCCUUGCAGAUUAUCCUGGCUCUUGCUGGGUUCAUCUAUGCCUGUUAUGUUGUGAAGCUCAUUUCAGAAGAGGAGGACAGCUUUGACUUUAUAGGAGGGUUUGAUUCGUACGGUUACCAAGGGCCACAGAAGACGUCACAUUUGCAACUACAACCAAUGUACAUGUCAAAGUAAAAGGACAACUGCCUUAUCAGCCAAUCAAAGCAACGAACUGAUAAUUGGACUUGUCUUUCUACGUAAAUGUCUUAACAUGAUAGUGUCUUACGAACAGUCGGAGGAACACAGAACCGACACUUUAACCUCAAAGACUCCAAGUGGAUUUUCUUUGUCUACGCCCAGCCCUUCCUCCUCCAGAGCGCUGCCUUCAGGCACGAGAGAGCCCUCGUGUGGCCGAACCCCUCAGCAGACUCUCAUCAUUGCGGCCAUUAGCAGUGCAGAACAGAGGAGCAGAUUGAGCGGACAGAUCUGCAAUAAGAAAGACUUGGAAUCGUGCAAUGGAUCCGAGUGGAUACAGUGUCAGUGUCUCCAACUGGCUUUCACAGAAAUCAUCCAUACUUAAAGAAUGUUCAUUAAAUAGUCAGUAUGAUAUUAGUUAUCUAGUCCUACAAUCUUUCAAAUGGUGGCUGGAGUGGCGAGUCAUUAUUCCAGUUGUGUUUACAAAGGGUCAUUCCAAGCAUUGGAAUUACCGUCGGUGUUUAAUUGCAACCCAAGUAGUUUUUCUUCUUUCUCCUGGAUGUACUUGUCUUGAAAGUGCCAAGAACAGUUACGGAAAAAAAAAAACGAAACAAAACAAAACAAAUAAAGAAAUAAGUAGCUGCUAAGAGAUUCAUAUUUUUUGGAGUUAAACGAAAGUCCUGAAAAAAAAUAUAUGAUUUUAUCCGUUCGACGUCACCAUGGGAUCAACCGUAUUUGUUUGCAUGAGGUGUCAAAAUCUGUUGCGUAUUUAAUAUCUUUCAGCUAGACAUAGGCCGACCUUGGAAGGGGUAACAGUCUCUCCAAAAGGUUACUUGUGAAUAUUGUUGUUUUUUAAGACGGUGUUGAGUCUUGUUAACAAGAUAACGGAUAGAAAACCAAUUGUAACUUCUUUCUAUUUUAAGCCUUUUUUAACGUGUGCAGGUGUUCACUCUUUUGUAGUAGACUAAUAAUUUAUUAUGCCGUGUAAGUGGGCCUUUCUUUUCGAUAUUCCUGUACAUAUUGAGGGGGGUAGGGAUAGA